UCUAACAUAAGGUGUGGUUAUUUUUGCAGGGAGCUCGAACAUCUAAAACCCUGCCCAUUUAAAAUUAGAGCAUGUAUUAGUUACACAAGCGGAUUCUCCGGAGAGCACUUCCCCCUCUGUUUGUGUUUGAUCUAUAUGAUCUUCGGGAAGCACAUCCUCGAAGUCCUCCGUUUAAAUCGAAUCUUAGAUCUAAUGUUUACCAUCUUUACCAAGCCCAAGUAGAAGAGAAAAAAAAAACAUUACAAAAUACAGUAUGAUAUAUAGCACGUGUCUUUAAUCAUUACCAUAAUAAACUAUUGUUACCUUUCGCGAGCAUUGAGGUAUAUUGUUAUGUAAUAGUAGUCUUUAAAGAAAAGUCAAAGCUCGUCUCUACAAUCAUGGCGUCGAUGCCGACGAGCAAACAUCUUUUCCUGAUCUAUUACGUUUCCCUUCUUCUCUGCUUUGUAUCAUUGUCGUCAUCAUCAUCACCAUCUGAUCUAUCUGGUGUAUCUCUACCAUCUUCGUCGAAAGUCUCGCUGAGUCUGUACUAUGAGUCUCUCUGUCCUGCCUGUUCUUCGUUCGUAGUUGACCACCUCGUGAAGCUCUUUGAAGACGAUCUGAUAUCCAUCGUCGAUCUCCAUCUGUCUCCCUGGGGCAACACCUACCUCCGCCCCGACAAUGUCACUGCCCUUUGCCAGCACGGGGAAAAUGAAUGCUUCUUGGAUACGGUAGAAGCUUGUGCUAUUGAUGCCUGGCCGAAACUGAGCGAUCAUUUCCCUUUCAUCUACUGUGUUGAGAGUUUGGUGACAGAAGACAAGUAUGACAAGUGGAAGACUUGUUAUGAUAAGCUCAAUCUGAGCUCCAAGCCUGUUUCUGAUUGCCUCAGCAGUGGACAUGGACAAAAGCUUGAGUUGCAGUAUGCUGCAGAAACGAGUGCACUUCAGCCACCUCAUGAAUACGUUCCAUGGGUAGUCGUGGAUGGUCAGCCACUUUAUGAGGAUUAUGAAAAUUUCAUAAGCUACAUUUGCAAGGCUUAUAAAGGUGAUAAAGUGCCUGGCGCGUGUGCCAAGUAUUCAUCCGGCGACUUCAUUCGUAGUGUCAAAGUGAAUCGCUUCCCUCUGGUUUGCAUGAAAGGAGUCAAUACGAUGUUGGAUUUGUUGGAACGUAUCAAAACCUAUUUAUCCUCGUACGUCAACAUCAGAGGCUUGCUAUAAAACAACUUCACUUUCUUUCGUGCUAUGUAACAUGAUAGUCUAAAAUGUGAUAGGUCUCAAGUUACAUGACAAUCAAAUGUUGAUCAAAUUCUGUUCUCUCUUGUUUGACUUUUCACAUUUAAAUAAUGAAACUAAAACCACAAGUUCUAACAA
Molecule: messenger RNA, 1346 nt
Organism: Brassica rapa (field mustard)
Lineage: Eukaryota; Viridiplantae; Streptophyta; Magnoliopsida; Brassicales; Brassicaceae
Product: gamma-interferon-responsive lysosomal thiol protein
Molecular function (GO): oxidoreductase activity, acting on a sulfur group of donors, disulfide as acceptor
Source: RefSeq, a predicted model, not a curated record